ACAUUCAACAACCAACAACCAACAGCCAACACGACAACUCAACUUCCUUCACUCAACCCGCCAACCGUUCCCACAUUUGGGCAUCAAACUUCAGCAACCAACAAAAUAACCUCUUUGAUCUACUUUUGGCGCUGCGCUUUGAUAGUCAGCUCGGUGAUUUCCUGAUUCAACCUGUCUUCGACAACCAGCAUUGAACAGCGCCUUACAAAAUAGACAACAAACAAGAGUCUAGGCAAGACCAAAGAGUGAAAAGAACAAAAAUAGCCAGCUUAUCCCGCUCUGCAACACUCCCCUCUACUCCAGCAUGACAUACAGGAACCUCAACAAAACCUGGCGCGACAUCGUCUUUGAACAGUACGAAGCCGAUCACGCAGCUGACGUCCCCUUUCCAAUCCACUACACGAUCUACGGCGACCAGUGGAAAACAGACAUCAUCAUUGAUAUCCCAAACAAGAUUGGCGUCCCCGUCUUUCGUCAAGCUCUCCUCUACGCCGCUAGUACUAGACGCCUUGAAAAGGACCCAACAUACGAAGACAACCUGAUCAAGAUCCGAGCACGUAUUCCGCCAAGCAAGAAUGAUACUCACUCACAAGAUGACGCUGCUGCUCCUGGCAACAGCGGCUAAUGCUUGGACGUUCACUAUCUAUGGUGACGGCUAUUGCGAGAGUCGACUCCGUCCGGUGACCUUCGGGGAGACGGUAAUCAAGACUGUGAAAGUAUUCCAAACCCUUAUAGAGGGUUCUGGCUUGAAGAUUUAGGUGACUGCCAGAUUGAUCUGUAUGCCAACAAGGCCGAUUGUAAUUCUGGCGUACCGCAGCAGUUUUAUGAUGCGAACAAUGAGGACAUCUGCAUUGGGCCUCAGUUCCAAUGGGAUUACUAUACUGUAGUUGGCUGUUAGGAAGCUUUACCAUACUGGCACCGUGUAGCGAAGCCAUA
Fusarium verticillioides 7600 is the source of this 936-nucleotide messenger RNA. RefSeq lists its product as hypothetical. NCBI's taxonomy places the organism in Eukaryota, Fungi, Ascomycota, Sordariomycetes, Hypocreales, Nectriaceae. The transcript is spliced from 2 exons. The record is from RefSeq and is a predicted model, not a curated record. Bases 305 to 625 code for a protein of 106 amino acids.